ACACGGUCUGGGGUCACAGUGCAACAGUCCCACCUCACAAUGGUGACUGCCACCUUUUAACCAGGGGCCGCCGCACGUCCUCCCACUUGUCCCUGAGAGGCCGAGGGGACUCCAGGCACUCUCCAGGGAGUUGCUCUUGCCACUGCUCUGCUUUGGAGGAGCUGCUCUGCAGUGAGGAGGAGAAGGUGGCGAGAGAGGCCACAGCAGGGGUGGAACUGAGAUGGCAAAAUACUUCUCAGGGCCUUGCAUGCCUCCAACAACUGAGAAGCUCUUAAAUUCUGAGCUCGCUAAGAUUUGGGCCAGCGCCUCCUAUUACCUGAGUCAACAGCUGGCUCUCCACCAGGCUGUCCGCAUUCCUAGCCUUGGAACAUUCACAGUUGUCACAGAGCAAGUAGCCAGCCAGAAAAACGACAUCGUGACUGUUGAGAGACCCAUGUUUCAUCUGGCUAAGGCUAUUGUGCACAACCAUGACCUCCGAUACGACUACAUAGACGUUCCAGGCCACCUGCAUUUUGAGGAACUGCCGUACGCUCAGAUCGCCUCAGAAAACAAUGUCUCUGAGAGCUUAGUGCGGCUUUGCGUAGAAAGGACCACGCGUCUCUUCUGUGUCUGCAUAGAGGACAGGCAGAACAUUGCCUUCCUUUGGAGAGACGUUGGCAUGCUGAUCAUCGAGGGCAAGGACGUAAAAUGA
Molecule: messenger RNA, 691 nt
Organism: Cygnus olor (mute swan)
Lineage: Eukaryota; Metazoa; Chordata; Aves; Anseriformes; Anatidae
Product: coiled-coil domain-containing protein 81-like
Exons: 4
Coding region: 221-691 (156 amino acids)
Cellular component (GO): centrosome
Source: RefSeq, a predicted model, not a curated record